Molecule: messenger RNA, 1500 nt
Organism: Lolium rigidum
Lineage: Eukaryota; Viridiplantae; Streptophyta; Magnoliopsida; Poales; Poaceae
Product: polyamine oxidase 1-like
Exons: 6
Coding region: 1-1500 (499 amino acids)
Molecular function (GO): oxidoreductase activity
Source: RefSeq, a predicted model, not a curated record
AUGCUAGAGAUGAAGCCCUCGAGAGCCAUAGUUCUGGUGCUCGUAGUGGUUGUAGGGCAAUAUGCCUCUUUGGCGUCCGCCGCCGGUCCCAAGGUCAUUAUCGUCGGCGCCGGCAUGUCCGGGAUCUCGGCUGGGAAGAGGAUGGCCGAGGCUGGGAUUACCGACUUUGUUAUCCUGGAGGCGACCGACCGUAUCGGCGGGCGCAUCCACAAGACGAAGUUCGCCGGGGUUAACGUGGAGAUGGGGGCCAACUGGGUGGAGGGUGUGAAUGGAGACGAGAUGAACCCCAUCUGGACCAUGGCCAACGGUACAGGAGGCCUCAACCUCAGGACCUUCCGCUCCGACUUUGACAACCUCGCCAGGAACACCUACAAGCAAGAAGGUGGUCUUUACGAGGAGAAACUUGUUGAGAAGAUAAUCAAGAGAACGGAUGAGGUGGAAGAGAGCGGUAGCAAGCUCGCCGGCACCCUGCACCACAGCGGCCAACAAGACAUGUCCGUCAUGGCUAUGCAACGCCUCAACGACCAUAUGCCUAACGGUCCAUCGACGCCGGUGAACAUGGUGGUGGACUACUACCAGCACGACUUCGAGUUCGCGGAGCCGCCGCGUGUGACAAGCCUGCAGAACACGCAGCCUCUACCGACGUUUGACAACUUCGGCGACGACGUCUACUUCGUGGGCGACCAGCGCGGCUUCGAGUCCAUCGUGUACCACGUCGCCGGGCAGUACCUCAAGACCGACCGCAAGUCAGGCAACAUCGUUGACCCCAGGCUCAAACUAAACACAGUGGUACGUGAAAUCAACUACUUCCCCAGCGGCGUCACGGUUGGGACGGAGGACAACAAGGUGUACCGGGCCGACUAUGUCAUGGUCUCCGCCAGCCUUGGUGUCCUGCAGACCGGCCUCAUACAGUUCAAGCCGCAGCUGCCUUCCUGGAAGAUCGUGUCCAUCUACCAGUUCGACAUGGCCGUGUACACCAAGAUCUUCCUAAAAUUUCCCAAGAGGUUCUGGCCAGAGGGGCCUGGCACGGAGUUCUUCCUUUAUGCCAGCGAAAGGAGAGGCUACUACCCGGUGUGGCAGCAGUUCGAGAAGCAGUACCCAGGGUCAGACGUGCUGCUGGUGACCGUCACCGAUGAUGAGUCCAGGAGGAUCGAGCAGCAGCCUGAUAACCAGACCAUGGCGGAGGCGGUUGAGGUGCUCAGGAAGAUGUUCCCCGGAAAGGAUGUGCCAGAGGCCACCGAGAUACUUGUGCCCAGGUGGUGGUCCAACAGGUUCUUCAAGGGCUCCUUCUCCAAUUGGCCCAUUGGCGUCAACCGCUAUGAAUAUGACCUCAUCCGGGCUCCAGUUGGGAGGGUUUACUUCACUGGUGAGCAUACAAGCGAAAAAUACAAUGGCUAUGUACAUGGAGCUUAUCUUGCUGGUAUUGACUCUGCCGACAUAUUGAUCAAAUGUGCCAAGAAAAAAAUGUGCAAGUACAAUGUCAAGGGAAAGCAUGAUUAG